AUGGGUUCAUAUAAAGCGGAUGAAAGUAGCGGGAUGGUGCUAUUGGCCGGCAAUUCACAUCCGGAAUUAGCUCGUCUCGUCUCUGAUCGCUUAAACGUGAAACUCGGUGAUGCAAUAGUGUACAAUAAAACGAAUCGCGAAACAACUGUAGAUAUCAAACAAAGUGUUCGCGGAAAGCACGUCUUCAUCAUUCAGUCAGGUUCCAAAGAUGUUAACAACAACAUAAUGGAGUUGAUGAUUCUCGUCUAUACAUGUAAAACGUCAAUGGCUAAAACCAUAACGGUCAUUAUGCCUUAUCUACCGUACAGUAAACAAUGUCGAAUGCUCCGACGAUCCGCAAUCCCAAUGAAAUUAAUCGCCGAUAUGAUGUGUAAAUCGGGCGCAAUGCGGAUGGUUUCGUUGGAUUUGUAUAAAAAAGAAAUUCAAGGUUUUUUCUCGAUACCGGUUGAUAAUCUGCGUGCAUCUCCAUUCCUGCUACAAUAUAUCAAAGAGAAUAUUCCCGAUUAUAAAAAUUCGGUGAUUGUAGCAAAAAGUCCAGGAGUGAUGAACAAAGCUACAUCAUACGCUGAUCGACUUCGUGUUGGUAUUGCGGUUAUACAUGGCGAACAGAAAGAUGUCGAAGAAAGUGGCUUAGAAGAUGGACGUCAAAGUCCACCGCCCAGUCAUCAUGAUAAUUUAACUGCGUUUGAACUAUUUCCGGGUAAGUGGUAUGAGCAGCUGAAUUCGUCGAAUGUGAUUUCCAUUUCAGCACAAGUGCCCAAAGAAAAACCACCAUUAACCGUUGUUGGAGACGUAGGGGGCCGUAUUGCAAUUAUAGUGGACGAUAUAAUCGAUGAUGCGCAAUCGUUUGUGUCUGCAGCAGAGAUUUUAAAAAAUCGAGGUGCCUACAAAAUCUAUGUGAUUGCAACACAUGGUCUACUAUCAGCCGAUGCACCUGGCCUUCUUGAAUCAUCACCGAUCACUGAGGUCAUAGUAACAAAUACAGUACCGCAUGAAAUCCAAAAAAUGCGUUGUCAUAAAAUCAAAACCGUGGAUAUAUCGUUGAUGUUGAGCGAAGCAAUUCGCCGCAUCUAUCAUAACGAAUCAAUGGGACAACUCUUUCGAGAUGUUACGAUCGAUGAUUAG
Anisakis simplex (herring worm) is the source of this 1125-nucleotide messenger RNA. Lineage: Eukaryota; Metazoa; Nematoda; Chromadorea; Rhabditida; Anisakidae. The record is from the annotation of a GenBank genome assembly.